GUGACCCUCUGAAUACCUCAGUGCCUCGUCCGCUUCUGUCUCUCUCAUUCGCUCCCCUCGAAGCGAGUCACACGGACCGGACCUCAGAGCGGUUCUGAUCCAAUCUGAGGUUCUGGUUCCUGAUCGGUGUUGGGUUUAGAUUUGAUGGUUCUGGAUCUUACUGCACAUUUCUGCUUCUUCUUGAUGCUUGGACAGAACACUCAGUUUCAGAACCGGUUCAGUUCAAGUUGGGCAAGCUGUCUGCUGAGUUCUGGUUCAGGUCUCAGAAUCUGAAGUAGCCUCAUUCGGACCUUCCACCGAUCGAUGAUUCAUUUUGGCUCCUUGGGUUCCAAUUGUUCAAAAGGAACCGUUAGAACCUCGGGGGCUCGGUGAACACCUCAGGGUUCCUCUGGUUCUGUUUGCUUCUCUCUGAGCCUUUGUGGGACUUGUUGGUGUGGACCCGUUGGUUUGGACCCGUUGGUUUUGCCCCUUUGGUUUGGACUUGUUGGUUUGGACCCGUUGGUUUGGACUCGUUUGUUUUACCUGUUGGUUUGGACCCGUUGGUUUGGACCCGUUGGUUUUACCUGUUGGUUUGGACCCGUUGGUUUGGAACAGUUGUCUUGGACUCGUUGGUUUGGACCUGGAUCAAUGAGAUGUUCUGGAAGAACGCGGCUUGGUCUUGGUUUGGUACUGGAAGUGAUGAUGAUGAUAAUGAUGAUGAUGAUGGAGGAUUCCUGCUGGCAGCUGACCUCAGACGGACUCUGGACUCGGCUCUGGACGGCGACCUGAACCACCCCAGAGGCACGGCCAGCACCACCUGGUCCGUCAGAACCACGACCGGCUCAGGUGGACCCAGAGUGUCGACCUGCCACGGCGUGGCGUCCAGCGGGCUCAGCGGCCUGGACUCGGACUACGGCGACGUCGGCAGCUCCGAGUCUUCGGUUCUCUGCGGGUCUCGUUGCCUGGCGGUCAGCGUUCUCCGGGGGUCGGACGGGUUUGGGUUCACCAUCUUCUCUGAUCAUCCCGUCAGAGUCCAGGCCGUGGAUCCGGGCGGUCCAGCUCAGCGGUCCGGACUCCGUCAGGGAGACUCGGUCCUCCAGCUCAACGGACUUCCUGUGGAAACCUGGACCUGUGCCGACCUGGCCCAGGCCAUCAGGAGCUGUCCGUCUCAGGUCAUCCUGGCAGUCUGGAGAGGUCUACCUGAACUGGGCUCGGCGUGCGAGACGUGGCUCCGCCCACAGCUUUACAAUCCGGUAACGAGCAACGAGUUUGUGUCUACGUAUACGUGUCGUCUCUAUCGGACCCAUCCUAGCGGAGGUCAGAAUCUCCUCCAUACUCGGACCGGGAUGUCUCAGCCAGUCAGCGCUGGCCACACCUCCACCCUGCCCGUCUCACAAUCCAGAACCACGGCGUUGGGUCCACCUGGUAACCAUGGAAACUACCAGAACUGCACCAUCGUUCAGUCCCAUCAGCCGCCGUCCGGAUACAGAGACACAUCACUUCCGCCAAAAACUGUCAUCUUCCCCUUCUUUGUCCAGCCUCUGGACCUCUGCAGCCCGGUCAGAACCCUGCGCAUGUCCGAGGAGAUGAUUCUGCACCAGGCCGACCUGCUUCCUUACAAGGUCUCCGUCCUGAUCUUCUCCGACCUGCUGCUUCUUGCCAGAGAGGACGACGGUGGUCGCUGCACCGUCCUGCGCCGCCCGCUGUACCUGAAUGCGCUCCGGCUCAGAGAAGUUCCGUGGGAACCGCUCCGGCUCCACCUCCUGCAGAGGUCCGCCGGCUGCUGGCGCCGCGUCUUCAGCCUGGAGGCCUUCGACGCCGAGCAGAAGGUCCGGGUCGGCCUCUGUCUCCGGGACGACCGGCGGCGCUGCCUGGUCGCCAUGGAGACCACGCUCCCCUGGCAGCUGUCAGACUUCGGCCUCCUCUGUCGUCCAUCUUCUCCUUUCUCCUCCCGCUGCUCCCCCGUGUUUCCAGGUGGCCCCGCCCACUCGACCCCGUCUGACCCCCCAUCAGAGCGGCAGCAGGGGGAGGGGCAGAGUUCCUCUGAGGUGUCGGAUCCUGGGGGUUUGAGGCUCCGCCCCCCCACCAGCCAGGAGGAAGAGGAGGAGGAAGAGCGCGGCUGCAGGCGUCCGGUUCUGCGCCGCUCGUUCUCUGAGGGUUCCUUGCUACAGGAAGCUCGAUUGCCUCACUUCCUGUCUGACAGCACCAUCCACCAUCUUAGACCUACAUCGACCUUUGACCCAAGCUUCCCCCUUCCCUCCCGCCUGCCCCAGCUGACCAAGGAAGGAGCAUCUCUGCACCACAUGCUGCUGCUGCUCAAUGGAGCCAAGGAAGGAAAAUCCAGCAACUUCAGGCUGAAGGCGAAGAGAACCAAAAGUUUACCAUCUGAAGGAGAGGUUAUGCGAUGGGCAUACAGUCUGGAAGCUCUGCUGACCAAUCAGUAUGGCGUGGCGGUGUUUCGUGACUUUCUGAGGUCAGAGUUCAGUGAGGAAAACCUGGACUUCUGGUUGGCAGUGGAGAAAUUUAAAAGGACACCCUCCCUCAGUAAGAUGGCCACCCAAGCUAGGAGGAUCUAUGACCAGUUCCUAUCUCCAUGUGCUGCGAGAAAGGUCAAUGCGGACUCCACCAAUCACAGCCUCAGUUUGGGUGUUAACCCCGCCUCCUUCCAGCGGGCGCAGGAUCAGAUCUUCAGCCUGAUGGAGGCAGACAGUUACCCACGAUUCCUCAAGUCCCACCUCUACGCCCAGCUGGCCAAUCACAACACAGGCACGGCAGUGGAGCUGUCCAAUCAGACUAAUCAGUCUGUGAUUGACUAGCCAGAUGCAUCAUGGGACCUGUAGUUCAUAGAUUCUGAUUAAUACUAAAUAUUUUAGUGUGCCUUCUCUCACAAAACAUUGCACGUUUUUAUCAAAAAUUUAUAAAACUUUAGUUUUAAUCUCCUUCCUUUCUGUCACUGAUCAGGGGCCUCAUGUUUUGUUUUGUUUUUAUUUAACACUGAACAACAAUAAAAAAAAAGUAAAAUAAAAAUAUAAAUAAACAAAUUUGUCAGACAUCAAACAGAGAGAAAGCAGAACGAAAAAAACAAACAGAAAAAGAAAAAGAGGUUUUAGUUCUCAAAUAAAUUCCGGUUGUUAUAGAACUGUAUUUAUUCCUGCUUGUUUUUCAUCAGUUUUAGGUUCUGCAGUGAUUUUUGUCCAUUAAAAGGUUUUUAAAAGCUGAAAAGUCAGGAUUUCUAUUUCCCCAUUUACAGGAGUGGAUGGAGAAUCUGGUGAGGAUCAGCAGGUUGUGAGGAAUGAGGUUCUUCUGUCUCUGUGGGUCCAAAUAUUAGAUCCUCUCUUUUUAAGGGAUGAUGGAGGAAAGUUUGGAUGAGAUCCAGUCCUGAAAGUUCCUCCAAAAUGUUCCAGUUUGCACACAAUAGAAAAAGAGACGAUCUGUUGUUUCAGUCGUUGUCACAAAAGGUCCAGCUGUUGGUAUCAAAGUUGAAUCUUUGUCUUAAUAAUUCCCUGGAUGGAAAAAAGUUAUUGAGAAUUUUAAAAUGAACUUCUUUAGCUUUAGGACUUAGAGGAGAUUUAAGGUCAGCGGUUCUCCACUUAUUAACCUCUGAAUCAGAAAACAAAUUUAAAAUGGAGUUUUUAUUUGGUCGGACAGGAAAUGUAAAGUUAGUUAGAUGCUGACGCAUCGGUUUGUAAGGAUUACUUUUGUCCAAAAGGGUUAUGAUCUGUGUUUUUUUCUGUGUUGAUUUGAGUUCUUCUGUGUAUUUAUUUUGGGUUUCUGUCUCUGA
Messenger RNA from Xiphophorus maculatus (southern platyfish), 3760 nucleotides. Its product is annotated as regulator of G-protein signaling 3-like. The transcript is spliced from 15 exons. Gene Ontology annotation, molecular function: protein binding. Lineage: Eukaryota; Metazoa; Chordata; Actinopteri; Cyprinodontiformes; Poeciliidae. Gene Ontology annotation, biological process: signal transduction. The coding region runs from base 633 to 2795 and encodes 720 amino acids. The record is from RefSeq and is a predicted model, not a curated record. Gene Ontology annotation, cellular component: nucleus; plasma membrane.